Messenger RNA from Cynara cardunculus var. scolymus (artichoke), 1215 nucleotides. RefSeq lists its product as uncharacterized. The transcript has a single exon. Lineage: Eukaryota; Viridiplantae; Streptophyta; Magnoliopsida; Asterales; Asteraceae. The record is from RefSeq and is a predicted model, not a curated record. Bases 1 to 1215 code for a protein of 404 amino acids.
AUGCCAAGAUCGUUUCGUGCAGGUUCACCAUUGCCAAUUGAUCCGGAAAUUGAGAAAACCGCAAAGAAGCUAAGAAAGCAAGCUAAGCUUCGAAAGAAGCAAAGCACGUCUACUUCUUCACCGGUUCUCAAUAUUUGGAAAGAUAUUGAGUUGUCAUCCGAUUCAGAAGACCAAACAGAGGAAGAAGAAGAGACGCCUCAUUCUGAGCAAGAAGAACCGGUCAUCGAGACUGAAGAGGAAAUGGCGAAUCCCAAACGCACUUUAAGGGAAUGGGCAGCACCCAACGUCGCCGAGCAACCUCUUUGCAUCACCUAUCUGGCAGAAGAGGUAAGUACAGAACUUAAAACUGGUUUAAUACACUUACUACCUUGUUUUCAUGGUUUAGCUAACGAAGACCCGUACAAGCAUAUGACCGAGUUCCACAUGGUGUGCUUGGGGAUGAAGCCACAAGGCACGACAAUGGAGAAUCUCAAGCUGAAGGCAUUUCCAUUCUCCCUAGUUGACGCAGCUAGGGAGUGGCUUUUCUACUUACCGCCGGGAUCCAUCACCACUUGGGCGCAAAUGGCGAGAACAUUCCUCGACAAGUACUUUCCCGCAUCCAAAGCCUCCGGGCUUAGAACAGAGAUAUGUGGGACCAAGCAGAAGGACAUGGAGUCUUUAUACAAGUAUUGGGAGCGCUUCAAGCGCCUUUGUGUAAGUUGUCCUCAACAUGGAAUUUCUGAUGAAUUACUAAUUCAAUAUUUUUAUGAAGGUUUGCUACCGAUGGAAAGAAAGAUGAUGGAUGCCGCGAGUGGAGGAGCUAUAGUGAACAAGAUGCCAACUCAAGCGAGGACUUUGAUAGACACCAUGGCGGAAAACUCCAAGAAAUUUGAAGUACAGAGUGACAUUGGCCGGGGUGCUAGUGAGGUACAUGUUAAAUAUUUAGAAACUAAAAUAACUGAUUUGACUAACCUUGUUAAACAGCUUGCCAUGGGUAAUAUGCCUCAAGUCAAGGCAUGUGGAUUUUGCUCGUCAGUGGCACACCCCACCGAUGCAUGCCCGAUUUUACAUGAAGAAGAAGAGCAAGUGAACGCCAUUGGGGGUGACAACUUUCAGAAUUCAAGCAAGCGGGCUCCUGACCCUUUCUCGAGCACAUACAACCCUGGUUGGAGGCAACAUCCGAAUCUGAGCUAUGCCCUGAGGGAAGGACAAGGACAAGGCCAGCAAUUUCAGUAA